AUGCGCUCCUUCAACUACCUCCCAUACAAGCCAGGCACUGGGCAGGGCGGCUUCCGCGGCGAUGCGGAGCGCUGGCCCGGCGGCGGCUGCGAGGGCUACAUGCGGCGUUUGGUCCAGGAGCUCAUGCCCCUCGUCACAGCGACCUUCAACACCGCCACAGACCCCGCACGCGUCGCGUUCGGGGGCGGCUCCUUCGCAGGCGUGACCGCGCUGUACGCGGCCAUGCACUACCCGCACGUCUUCGGCGCCGUGCUGGCCGAGAGCCCGUCCCUCUGGAUCGCGGAGGGCCGCUUCAUUGGUGACCUGUGGGCCCACCGCGGGGCCCUGCCUGAGCGCCUGUUCAUGGGGUGCGGCACCAAGGAGUACUCAGCCACGCGCGACCACGUCAGAGAUGAGAUUGACGCGCUGCUGCUGCACUAUUACAAGGAAGCAGCACACGCUGUGCAGGAGGCUGGCCUGCGCGGCCCGCAGCGCUUCUACCUCCAGGUGGAGGAGGACGCGGGCCACCACGAGCUGGCCUGGUCCUGGCGCCUGACAGGGGCGCUGAGCUUCCUGCUGGCCCCCUGGUGGGACGAGUGA
Molecule: messenger RNA, 579 nt
Organism: Monoraphidium neglectum
Lineage: Eukaryota; Viridiplantae; Chlorophyta; Chlorophyceae; Sphaeropleales; Selenastraceae
Exons: 5
Coding region: 1-579 (192 amino acids)
Source: RefSeq, a predicted model, not a curated record